AGAUUGCACUCCAAUCUUCUCGGCCAAAUCAGUGCUCUGAUCUUCUCCGGUUUCGAUCUCGAAGAAGAUGAGGGUAGUGUAUUCUUCUAUCCCCAUCUAUUUGCAGCUAGCUUUUCUCCUGCUCGUCGCUUCCUUUUCUGGAUCGAAUUCGUUGCCGGCGAACGAUCCGUUUCUCGGCAUUCCCCCUCAAGACGAGAAGUAUUACAAGUCGUCUUCAGAGAUAAAGUGUAAGGAUGGAUCAAAGAAAUUCACGAUAGCUCAGCUCAAUGACGACUUUUGUGAUUGUCCGGAUGGGACUGACGAGCCAGGUACCUCAGCAUGCCCAAAUGGAAAAUUCUAUUGCCGUAAUGCAGGCCACUCUCCCCUGAUUUUAUUUUCUUCCAGAGUCAAUGAUGGUAUUUGUGAUUGUUGUGAUGGAAGUGAUGAGUAUGAUGGUAAAGUGAAAUGUCCAAAUACAUGCUGGGAGGCGGGAAAAGCGGCUAGAGAAAAAUUGAAGAAAAAGAUUGCUACAUAUACUGAAGGGCUUGUUUUAAGGAAACAGGAAAUCGAACAGGCAAAGGCAGGCCUGGUGAAAGACGAAGCAGAAUUGAAGAAGCUCAAAAGUGAGGAGCAAAUUUUGAAAGGCCUAGUUCAACAGCUUAAAGAGCGUAAGGAACAAAUUGAGAAGGUGGAGGAAAGGGAGCGUCUCCAGAAAGAAAAGGAGGAGAAGGAAAGAAAAGAAGCUGAAUUAGCAGCCCACCAAGAAAAGGGGGACGCUGAGGAGAAAAAAGAUGAUAGCGAAGAGGUUGGUGAAAGCACACAUGAGGAAAAGAUGCCAGGAGGAUCACAUGACGAAGGAAAGCCCUAUGAAAGCACACAUAAAGAUGAGAUUGUUAAUGUCGAGGACUUUUCUCCAGCCGAGGUGGCAGCAGUCAAAACUGACCUGGCGGGUAUAUCAGAAGAGGCUUCUCCUCCUAAACCUGCAGACCUGAAUGUUGUGGAGGAGAAGAAGGGGAAUUCUCCCUCAUCCGAGGAUUCUUCCACAGGUGUCUCUGAAAAUGAUGGUAACACUGAAAAGGAGGAGCAAGAUGAGGCAAAGAUAACGGAGGAUGUUACAUCUGAGAGCACUGAGGAGCUAUCGAAGGAGGAGUUAGGACGUCUUGUUGCCUCUCGUUGGACAGGAGAGAAAUCUGAUAAGGAGUCCGAGGCAGCUGAUAGUGCUAAAGUUGACAAUGAGGAAAGCCAUGAGCAUGUGUCCAGUUCACAUGAGGAGGAUGAUGGCUUUGUUUCUGAUACUGACGAUGAUACUGGCAACGAUGGAAAAUACAGCGACCAUGAGGCAGAAGAUGAUGCCUAUGAGGAAGAGUAUCACGAUCAUGGUGAUUCUAGUUCCUCCUAUAAAUCUGAUGUAGACGAUGAUGAUCUGGAUUUGUCAGAAACUACCACCUCAAGCCCAUCUUGGUUGGAGAAGAUACAACAGACUGUCAAGACCAUUCUCCAAGCUGUGAAUUUGUUCCAAACUCCAGUAGACAAAUCUGAGGCUGAUCGCAUACGCAAAGAAUAUGAUGAGUCCAGUUCGAAAUUAUCUAAGAUACAGUCAAGGAUAUCAAGCUUGGAAAAGAAGCUGAAGAAAGACUUCGGACCUGAGAAAGAGUUCUAUUCAUUCUACGGUCGUUGUUUCGAGAGCAAACAGGGCAAGUAUACUUAUAAAGUCUGCCCGUAUAAAGAAGCAUCCCAGGUGGAGGGUUACUCUACAACUCGGUUAGGGGAAUGGGACAAAUUCGAGGACUUGUACCAAAUCAUGGCGUUUUCGAAAGGUGACAAGUGCUGGAAUGGUCCUGAUAGAAGCUUGAAGGUAAAGCUAAGAUGUGGAAUGAAGAACGAGCUAAUGGAUGUUGAUGAACCGAGCCGCUGCGAGUAUGUAGCCGUGUUAUCAACACCGGCCCUUUGUUUGGAAGAUAAGCUUAAAGAACUACAACAAAAGCUCGAUCAGUUGAACCAAGAACUGCCUCAGAACCACGACGAACUCUGAGCAAUGAAUCCCGGAGAUUUUCGUAUUACUAAAAGGUAGAUUAAUCGUCCUUUUGCUCGCUCUCUCUCGCUCUCUCGGAAGUGAGAAAAAGGGCUGUUGGCUUGGUGGGAGAGGAUGAAACUAGGUUAUGAAAUGCAGAAAGGAUUAUACUCAGUGAAAACUCUGGAUUAGGGUUCAUCGCCUAACUGGUAAAAGAGCAACAUUCCCAUAUAUAUUUAUUGCCUUCAUCAUGAGCAUUCUGACGACAUUAGCAUGAAGAAUAUUCGUACGUUGUUCCCUUGCUUUUAGGCUUCGAAGCUUCAAAAUA
Tarenaya hassleriana is the source of this 2318-nucleotide messenger RNA. Its product is annotated as glucosidase 2 subunit beta. Gene Ontology annotation, biological process: N-glycan processing. Gene Ontology annotation, cellular component: glucosidase II complex. The transcript is spliced from 16 exons. The coding region runs from base 68 to 2011 and encodes 647 amino acids. Lineage: Eukaryota; Viridiplantae; Streptophyta; Magnoliopsida; Brassicales; Cleomaceae. The record is from RefSeq and is a predicted model, not a curated record.